This is a messenger RNA of Mesocestoides corti, 2961 nucleotides long. The record is from the annotation of a GenBank genome assembly. NCBI's taxonomy places the organism in Eukaryota, Metazoa, Platyhelminthes, Cestoda, Cyclophyllidea, Mesocestoididae.
AUGAUUCUGUUCCUUUUAGUGCUACAAAACGUUCGAGCAGAGACUCUACCAAACAACAGCAUGGUUGUUACAUGGACUGCGGAUUCAGGACCAAUCAAAAAGAUCUACCGGGUGAUAGUGGCAGAUUCCAAGGGUACCACGCGGUACCAAGACAUUUGGGCUGCAUCGCAGGACAAAGUCUCCGUGAUGUUUGACAACCUACGGGCGUAUGAGAACUACACCGUCCAAAUUAGGACAUUUCACGGUGGAAGAUACGUGAAACUGGCAAGCAUACGUAAUCAAGUCCUCCUCAACACUCCGAAUGCGCCCAGGCUGAAUGAUAGCACCUCCAGUAGCAUUGUUCUCUCGUUUGAUCGAUUGAAAGAAGACAAACUGCAUGAUUUCCAGUACUACGCUGAAGAAUACAGGCAAAACCAGACCCAGGAUCCAGACGCACGAUCUGUUUUGUGCGACAGCACAACAGCUACUUGCAGGAUCGAUGGCCUUCAAUCCAACAUGGGAUAUCGUUUCAAGAUAAAGGCGUGCUUGCCCAGACGCUCACAGACUUGCAGUUUAAAAUCCCGCCAAUCUGAACUAGUUCACACAAAACCAGAAACCGUACAGAUGUCCAGUGCUGACAGCAUUGCUGCCACCUACGUGAAACAGCCAAGCCUGGCAAAUUUGGCAGUGUUUGUCAAAAUAACGGCAGAUCGAGGUGAGACAGUUGAAACACGUGAGGCCGCUUGCGACAAUGAGGCGGCAACGUGUCGCAUAAGCGGUCUCGAAGCAAACCGAGCCUACACCGUGUCUCUCAGAGCCUGCUCCGCCAAUCCCGAACCACGCUGUAGCCAGUGGUCUGACCCCACGACUGCAUACACCACACCGAGCAUUCCCGAUGCUCCAGCCUCGAAAAUAUCCGAUUCUGACAGCAUUACUGUCACAUAUUCAAAGGAGCCAAGCCUGGUUAAUUUGACAACGUUUGUCAAAGCCUCGCCACUAGAUGAUAAGGCAGUUGAAAUGCGUGAAGUUGCCUGCGACGCUGAGGAGACAACGUGUCGCAUUAAUGGUCUUGCACCGAACCGCGCCUACGCUGUAUCUCUCAGAACCUGCUCUGCCAAUCCCAAACCACGAUGUAGCCAGUGGUCUGACCCCACAAACAUGUACACCGCACCAAGCUCUCCAAAUGCGCCCUGGCUGAAUGAUAGCACGUCCAGUAGCAUCGUCCUCUCGUUUGAUCGACUGAAAGAUGACGAACUGAGUGAUUUCCAGUACUACGCCGAAGAAUACAGGCAAAACCAGACCCAGGAUCCAGACACACAAUCGGUUUUGUGUGACAACGCAACAGCAACUUGUAGAUUUGAUGGCCUUCACUCCAACACGGGGUACCGAUUCGUGCUGAAAGCAUGCGCGACCAAACCCUCAAAACUGUGCAGUGUGAACUCUCGUGAAUCUGACGUAGUGUUUACAAAACCAGAGACACCCGAUGCUCCCGCCUUGAAGGCGUUCGGCGCCAGCGUCAUUACUGUCACCUACGCGAACAAACCCGGACCAGGAAAUGUGACAAUGUUUGCAAGAGCCGCACCAGCAGAUGGUGGGGCGCUUGAAGGGCGUGAAAUCGUUUGUAACAGGGAGCGAUCAACAUGUCGGAUAAGCGGUCUCAAAGCGGACAGCGCCUAUGCUGUGUCGCUCAGAGCCUGCUCCGCUAAUCCCAAACCACGCUGUAGCAAAUGGUCCGACGCCGCGGCUGCGCACACCACAUUGAGCCGGCCUCGAAAUCUUCUGCUGGAGAAUGUAUCGUCUGACCAUGUAGACGUGUCCUGGGACGAACCUCGAUUCAGCAACGGGGCCAUCGAAAAAUUUGUUGUUUUUGCUAGAGACCAGCAAAAUCACUCAGCACCCUGCGUCUUCGGAACUUCGGAGUUUAAGUGCUCCUUGAUAUCCCUGCAGCCGACCACACGUUACACAGUCAGUGUAUCUGCUUGUUCGCCGACAGGUAUUUGUGGCGCAGCAGCAAGAAAGUCCAUCUGGACGAGACCUGAGAAACCAUCCAAUUUAGUCAUAUCUCGACAGGAAGUUAAUAGCAUUAAAUGCAAAUGGCAAGGACUGAGCUCCGCGAACAAAUUCAUCCACUACGAAGUGUCGCUACACUAUGCCAACAACGAAAUUCGUAUCAAGACAUCAACAGUUCCUGCACACAACCAGGCGACCAGUUUUAGCUAUUUACACGCCCACACCGGCUACUCCAUCCACCUGCGUGCUUGUGCAAACGACGACAGUGGCCGACCUCAGAAUUGUGGUGAAGCCAUUAAGACGUCGGGUUACACAAGACCAAGCAAGCCAUCUGCGCUGACUGUCAUUCAACGCACCUCCUCCACACUCUUGCUUCACUAUCGGAAGCAACUUAAGGAUAACGAGGACUCGCAUUUCAAUUACACAGUGACGUAUAAAUCCGAGGACAAUGGUGAAGAUAAAACAGGUGUCUGCAAUACUUCCACAAAGACCUGUAAUGUCACCGGACUCGCUGCAAAUAGCAAAGUAACUGCUUCGUUGACGGCUUGUUGCAAGCACAAUCUUUGCAGUCCGCCGUCUCCAGAAAUUCGCGUGUAUACAAAAGCAGGAGCGUGUGAAAACCUCCAUGUCAAAAGCCUUACGACGACUUCGAUUGAGGCAUCGUGGUCGAAACCCCGUGUUAACGCUGAUGCACUCACCAAUUACGAGGCGAUUGCUACCGACCCGCAAGGCAGGCAGUCAUUCUGUGUGGUGCCUGCCAUAAACCAGGAGAGACUAGUCUGCACAUUUCACGGCCUCUCACCUUGCUUGGAGUACGCAAUCUCAGUCAGUGCCUGUGCCCGCCUCAAUGAUUGUGGCUUGCCGAUCAGCAUGAAUGCAUCUACUCUCCCUGCUGGUAAGCUAACCUAUGGCAUCUGUGUGUGUGUGUGUGUGUUACACUGUAUAGUUCAAACUAACCAUCGUUAUGUAUGA